UUGUUUGGUGUUUUUCCUUUUGGUAGCUUACCCAAAUGCUAACGCUCGCUUGCUCUGUUUCGCUAAAAACGUGUCAGCAGUGGAUUCGCCUACAGCUCAGGGACGAACUGCCAUCGGUACAAUGCCAAAGAAAAAGAAAAACGGCCACAGUGACAGUCCCGGCCGAGUUUCAGCACAUUCCGGCGAGUGUGAGGGCCGCCGUCACGGGGGAAACGGAGCCGCUCUAACACGGGCAGCCCCACGGGAGCAUCCUGCUAACUCGGGAUCCGGACUGGCCACUUCCAGCCAGUCGAUGUUUCAAAGCAAAGAUGAGAUAGCGAGGAACAUGCAAGAGAUGUUCUCGCACUUGGAUCCUGUGGUUAUUUACCUUGUGCUUUCUGAGGCCGAUUUCAGAGUGGAGAAUGCUAUGGAUGCUCUUCUGGAACUGUCUGAUGCCGCUGAAGGCAAAACCUCAACUACUCCACCACUUUCAGGGUUUGAGAUGGCAGCUGCUCUGUUGGACCCACGACCCCCUCAGAACCAGACAGAACCUUCCAAGAUGAUGUUGGAGGUUUCCGCAGAGUCACUGCAGAAAAUCAGCCCGGAAACAACACACCUAACAGAAGAGUUUGAUGCUCUUAUUGAUCAUGAACUGCAGACUUUAGCAUCACUCCAAAGUCAUGCUGGCAACCAACUUCCGCCAUCUUCCAUUCCUUUCUGUUCUUUACCUCUUCCCUCCCAGUCAAUCCCCUCGUCCUCUCUUCCUUCUCAAAACAGUCUUCCUGAUCACCAGGCCUUAUCGGAGCUUGACCAGUUGGACUUGGAAAGCGAUCCCAAAAUAGGCUCUUUGAGUGAGCGGAGCUCCAGCUCCACCCCCAGGCAUGGUGGUGGGGCAAGAGGAGGUGCUUCACCAGUAAAUGAUCUUAGCUUUGGAGGUGCAUCAUGCCCUCAAAAGAGAGACAUUUCUGUUGACUUCAGUCACUUGACGGAGAAUUCCGACACGAGGCCUUCUGCCUUUAAGGCCUACCGCCGUCCUGAUGCGUUUAUGAACCAUGUGGAUAUAACAGCACAUUCUGAAGGCCUGCACACGCCGGCUAUGUUCUGGAAUGUACAGGCUCCAGAGUUUCGGCCCCAUGCGGAAGAGCCUGUUUUCAUCACACCUGUAAUGAAAGCACGUAACCCAUGGAGGGCACAUCCUUUUACCACAGCGCAGUGGCUGGCGCACAGGUCCAUCAGUCAAGCUCCUCUUAAGCCCUCAGCCACUGUUCCCAAGUCAUGGACCCUUCCCCCUCAGAGUAGGCUUAAACUAGAGGGCCAGGUUUUAGUGCUGCUCAGAGGUGCUCCAGGAUCAGGAAAAACCACACUUGCCAAUGCCAUGUUAGAACAAAAUCCAGGUGGGGUGGUAUUAAGCACUGAUGAGUACUUCACCCAGAAUGGGACAUACUGUUAUGAGCCAAAUUUGCUAGGAGAGGCUCAUGCAUGGAACCAUCGGAGAGCAAAAGAGGCUUUUGAGAAAGGCUUCACCCCUAUAAUUAUUGACAACACCAACAUGCAGUGUUGGGAGAUGAAGCCCUAUGUUGCCCUGGCACUGAAGCACAAGUAUAGAGUGUUGUUCCGUGAGCCAGACACCUGGUGGAAAACUAAACCCAGAGAGCUGGAGAAACGUACUAAACAUGGAGUAACAAGGGAGAAGAUUCGACGUAUGCUGGAACACCAAGACCGUUAUGUAUCUGUUCAGAAUAUUAUGGCUUCAGAGCCCAAAUCCACAGCGGUGUUUGGUGUGGAUAUGGAUGUAUCACAAACAAACCCAACACAGCAAUCAUUACCACUUGUCCUAAGCCGUCCUGACCUUGUGGGUGACUUUGGGUUUGGUAAACCUGGUGGCCACCUGUCUUCCUCUCUACCUGAUGUCUCUUCAGUUGGUCAAAAAUAUAGCCAUAACUCAGCAAGAAUGGAUGCAGCAGCAGGUGAGAUUAUGUCACACAGUUCCAAAGACUCUGUGUCCUCCCAGGAGAAUGUUGUGGGACUAAUUGGAACGUUAGAAUCUGAGCUGCUAGAUGGAGUGGACUUGGACAGGGAACUGGAUGCCUAUAUUCCACUUUCUGAGAACACUGACCACAACAUAAAUGAAGACCCUGACGUGUUUGAAGAGAAGGUUCUGGAACAACCAGUGCCAUUUUCAGAGUCAAUUGGUCAGCGGAUAAGGAGAGUGAGAGAGCGUAGGAGAUUUGCAGAUGGAGUUGACUCCAGUCAGAAAUUUGAACUUGACGACCGCACUGUAGAGAAAGCUAGUCAGGAGGAAGGUGCUGAGGAGAAUGAUUCUGUUGGAUUGAAACCGCAGCUGCAAAACAUUGUGGGAGAUUGGCCGUCUGAAAGCCUUGAAAAGCGUGGGCAACGAAGUCGGAUGUCAGCCACUUGGACAUCGAAACACCCAGAUGAGCUAACAUCAAGCAUUGUAGAAGAUAGCAGUGUCCCUGAUAAUAGAUUGGUAGAGCAUUCUGAUUGUGAUAGCAAAAAUAAAACAGAGUUCCAGAAGCUUAUAACUCUUCUUCAAGGAGAUGACAGCCACCUUUCCCAAGAAGCAUCUUUGGAUAGGGACGAGCAGAACUCAGGCUUAGGGACUGAGGGGGAGAUGGUACACCCUGAUUGUGUUUUUGAGUGGCAGUUUGGAAGAUCUACUGAUCCAGGAAAAGAAAACUCUCAACUUCAAAACCCAGCCAAAGGACUAGUAUUAGAACAGGACGAUUACAAAAGAUGUACAAAGAAAGCAGGCACAGAGAUAGAAACUACAGCAAAUGGUGGGACGAGUGUGGAGACAGUGGAUUCAGAGGUGAUCGAUAAGCCCUGCCUGACCCCCGACACAGCUCUAACUUCGGGAGGUGAGGCAGAUCCUAACGCUGAAGUCAGCCAAGAGAAACGGAAAGGGCUUAGUCGCAGAGCAGGAAAGUCAUGCAGACUGGCACUUACUUUUACCAAUCAAAGCCCAUCUUUAGCCUGCCUACAAUCAGGGUCUCCAGAUGUUUCACCACAGCUACCAGACCUGAUGCCUUCACCUCAGCCAGAACUACAUUUAACAGCAAGCCUCUGUGCCUCAGUGCAAUCAGACCCGCAGGACUUUUCCCUGCUGUGGAGAAUUAGUCAGCAGAAAUGUUUUGCGGCAGAGUCAGACAGCUCUACCAGGGGCGUAGUUAUUUUGGAGGGAAACCCUCUGCGUUUUAUCCCUAAAACAAAUAAAGAGACAUCCUCCGGUCAGCAGCAGGGGGUGCCAUACCGUGUUUGUCAUGAGAAAGGGUCACAGGUGGAAGAGAGUGACCUGACACAAUUACCUUUAAAACAGCACAGUCUGGAGAUACUUGGACAUCAUUUUAAGCACAUCCCCAUUGAGACCUUGGAGGACCUGUAUGAAAAGUGUAAUCAAGACAUGGACUGGGCUACCAACUUGCUUCUGGAUUCAGGCGAACAGCUUUAUAGGGAGGAUGAUGAGGUUGCUGAAAAUGAUUUAAGUCAGGUUCCUAAAGAAGAACCUUGUUAUUCUCAGGUGCCUUCUCAUUUUUAUUUGCCUGAGGCGAAGAUGGAGUCCAGGGUGAAUGUGAUGGAACAGUCAAGCAGUGAGUGCUCUGAUCCACAGAGUAUAGUUCCAGGAAUCAGUGAUGACUGCAGUUCAGCUGUGAGCACUGAUGCUGGGGAACCUGGGGACAGUGUAGGACUCAAUCAAAGUGAACUAGUCCAGGCUUCAGAUGAUGGUGAUCAAAAGAAACAUUUAGAGCAACAACUUGAGCCAGAUCAUGGUGGUACAGUUGGAGGACCUGUGUGUAUGUCUGCACCAUCCAAUGUUACAGACACAAACCAGCCUGGAGGACAGCCCAGAACACAGCAGGAUCCAACAGUAUCUAAUUCCACAGAGUCAGAGACAGAAAGCCAACAGGCCCCACUACAGAAACUGACAUCAGUCUCACAGAGAGAGAUGUUUGACCAGUAUUUUGAUGAAGGGUGGAUUGAAGAAGAAGUAAAACAACAGAGGGAAGAGGAAGAUGGGGAGACAAAAGAAGUAGAUGUCAUAUCUCAGUCAUUCUUGGCUCAGCUUGAAGAUACUGAAAGCAAGGAGGAGGAAGAGAGGAAAGAAAGAAGAGGUCAAGGGAAAAAUGGACCUAUGGACAUUAAGAUGCUGGAGCUGAAACUACCAACAGAACUUGCUCUGCAGCUGACUGAGCUGUUUGGACCUGUAGGGAUCUCUCCAGGUGAGUUUUCCCCAGAAGACUGCUCAGUGCUUAUGGACCUUAACUUGGCCAAACUGCUGCAUCAGAAAUGGAAAGAAACCAUCCAGGAGAGGCAUAGACAAGCAGCUCUGUCAUACCAUUUACUGCAAGAGAGUUCUGUCCACUGGGGUGAAUCAGAGCCAGCCAUGAUUGGGCAGAGAGACUCAGCUGCUCAGUUUCUGAUUGGUACAGAUGGCUGUUCAUCACUUAGCAGCCAAUCAGGCAUUCAAGAAGGUUUUCCAUUUAUGGACCACUGGAAUGUGUCCCGUCCACCAGUGUCUCUCAGGAAUAUCAUGAUUGAGGAGCAGGUGAUGCAAGACAGCUUGGAGAAGUCCAGACUGAGUCGUUGGGAUUUGGACAAGAAGGAUGGAGCAGCCGUACUGAAGGAGAAGCAACUCUUCACUCUUUUUCCCACUAUUGAUAGGCACUUCCUGAGAGAUAUCUUCAGAGACCACAAUUACUCUCUGGAGCAGACAGAGCAGUUUCUGCACACACUAUUGGAUGAUGAACCUGUCAGAAAUGUAGUGGCUACCGAAGCUGUCCCUGAACAUAACGAGACGCAUAGAGCACCAAGUAAAGAGAGGAAGCAGAAGCAAAAGAAUGCAGAGCCAAAAGUAGCACAGUUCCAGGAUACAGAAGAUCCAGAGUAUGAAGACUUCCGUACAGAAGCCAUGCUUCAGAGACGACGGCAGCAGGAAUGUUUCACUAAGGCUGCUGAAGCCUACAGACAGGGACAGAAAGAUGUGGCUAGCUUCUAUGCACAACAGGGACACUUACAUGGCAAGAAGAUGAGGGAGGCGAAUCAUCGUGCAGCAGUGCAAAUAUUCAAACGUGUGAACGCUACACUUCUGCCACAGAAUGUUCUGGAUCUCCAUGGUCUACAUGUCGAUGAAGCCCUGCACCACCUGCAACAGGUCCUUGCUGAUAAAACCUAUGAAUGGCAGCAGGGUUUGUGCCGUCCACAGCUGGCAGUCAUCACAGGAAGAGGAAAUCACAGCCAAGGGGGCGUUGCUCGUGUCAGGCCUGCUGUUUUGGACUACCUCAAGAGCCAACAUUAUAGGUACUCAGAGCCUAAGCCUGGUUUGAUCCUUGUCACAUUGCAUUGAGCUGACCAACAAGCUGCUGUUUUGAAGCAACAUAUGUCUAUUUCUUUCCCUCUUCCUGUUACACAAUCUCCUCUCUUAUUUUACUGUAUUACCACUUUCCUGUUGCCCACCAGUGUCUCUCUCUCUCUCUCUCUCUCUCUCUCUCUCGUAUCAUAUCUCGUACGUAUAUAUCACAUUCUUCCGUCUGUAAACAUUGUGUAGAUAGUGACAGUGUUUAUGAAGUAUGUAUUCAAAGCAGUUUAUCUUGACAUCUUGAUGCCAUAUUUUGGCUGUAUGCAUGGUUUGAAUUGAAUGAUGCAAAGGUAUUUAAAGUAUUUGGCCCUUGUAUAUUUUGAAUACAUAUUUAAGGUUGAUUGUAUCAAUACUGAAUGUUAAUUCACAGUUAUGCAAAAGAAAAAACUAUUUAACUGUAAAGUAUUUUCUAGUAUUUACCUGAGACAAAUCAGGUACUUUUAUAUUUUUACACUAAAGAGGCAGAUUAUUGUGACUAAGUAACAAAUACAUAUAUCUAUACUUAUACCCUGAGCGCUGCAGUUAAACAAAAACUUGUGGACCAAGUUUGCAAAAGACGUGGAAAGAACAAUCAGGUGUUUUUGUUGUUUGAUUUUAAUCUUAUUUUAUUAUUUUCAACAGCUCAUUCUAAAAAAGAACAUGAUCAUUUUUAUUUACAUAUACUGAUAGCUAUCGAUCAUGCUAAUUCCUGUGAUAUUAAAGCAGUGAUAUUCAAUGCAAGUAGAAUCGUGUUAAACCAGAGAAAGCACUAAACCGAAUAGAACCACUGUCUUAAAGGGGAAUUCCAUCGAUUUUAAUCUUUGCCUAAUUCAGUUGGUAAGAUGUUAGUGGCCAUUCAGAAUGGUUUGAUGUGAAAUGAAUGAUUGUGGAGAAACUUACUGAUUCAGAUUUCUUUAAAGUGGUGUUGAUGGGAACCAGGAUUCAUAAAUAUAGCCAUUUAUACUAUACAUAGUAUAGUGAUACAUCUGAAAAAAUUUGUAUUUUGCCUUACAGUGUUCUGCAUGUGCAGCUUAAAAAUGUUUUAGACCAAAACCUUAUUUUAAACUUCACUCAUAAAACAAUGUUUCAGACAUCAGUCGAGUAUUUGUAACCAUUUCAUGUAGUGAUUUUCUGCGAGGGAACUUUUAGAGGCUUUACAGGCUUCAGACAUCUGGUUCCUGUCAUCACGAUUGUGAAUAAUUAGGAAUUGGUAAGUUUCUCUAGAACGGCCUUUCACAUCAAACCACUCUAAAUGAUAUUGUUUACAUCUUAACCAUUUAAUUAUUCAGCAAUUGGAUGGAAUUCUCAUUUAAAGCUGCAAACUUAAAGGACAAAGAAUUUAAAAAGAUUUUGACAUUAUUUGAUAUGGGGCCAUGUCCUUAAAGAAACAGUCAGUUUUUCCUCAAAAAUGUAUUUUGUAAAAAUAUAUAUAUUUUUGUUUGU
Molecule: messenger RNA, 6775 nt
Organism: Colossoma macropomum (tambaqui)
Lineage: Eukaryota; Metazoa; Chordata; Actinopteri; Characiformes; Serrasalmidae
Gene: n4bp2
Product: NEDD4 binding protein 2
Molecular function (GO): ubiquitin binding
Source: RefSeq, a predicted model, not a curated record